CCCUAACCCCCUUUCUCUUCCCCCCUUCAGUGCGUAGAGUGCAAUCUCUCAGGAACAAGAAAUUUUCUGAAUCAGAAUUCCAGAAGUGCUCGCAUAGAGUUUUUGCAGAGGAGAUCGAGAUGGAGGCGCCAAUCUCUGUAGUUGAAUCCGUGUUUCGACUCUUUUGAUGGAACUCAGAUUUCGAGUUGAGCUAUGACUUGAGGAAUUUGCAGAGCGAUUACUGAUUUGUUUUAGUUGCUAAUGAGAAAGUUGCAAUGAGGAGAGGCUGGUGUAUGAAGGAUUCAAUCGCUUUUGUUUGUGUAAUGGUCACCGUUUGUAGCCUUAUGGUUGUGAUCGUGACAAUGCUGAGACUCCCCGAGGUCUCAACAGGGCAAAACAGCGCAAUCAGAGAGGGGUUCAAUGACGAGAGCAUAGGAAAGUUCGGGGAGAUGAUGCUUGAAAUGUUGCCAGAAGGUCUGGCUUUCACGAUCUUCGUCCCUUCAGAAAAAGCUUUCCAACGGGAUUUGAGGCUACAAGUGAAUCGGAGUCUGGCGGCAGAGCAGAUGAACGAUACCUACGCCGUGCUUUCUCGUGUACUUGGUUUCUCGGCCAUUCCCCGGCCGCUGUAUUCCAAAACGAUGCUCUUUGGAAAAGAAAUGUGUUUUGAUUCAUUGUCCGGAUUUGAAUUGUGCAUUUGGAAAGAGUCCGAUGGAGCGAUUAUAGUGAAUAGAGUUCGAUCGGCACGGAUGGAUAUGCGGAAGGGGGAGAUUGUGGUUCAUAUUAUGGAUGGAGUGAUCAUGGACUUCGAAUUUGAGCAAUCAUUUCAGCUUGAUUAUAGUGAAGAGGAAGAGCACUGAGCGGAACUCAGCUCUCUUGAUUUCAAACGCAUCCCUCCUUUGUACCUCUCACUUCACUCUUCAUGCUAUUCCCUUCUGCUUUUUCAUCUUCCUGGAACGGAAAAUCAUAAUCCAAAUUUGAAUUCAAUAAGAUGAGAUGAAUGAUGCAGAUUCUGUGGAAACAUCAAAAUAGAUCUAUAUGUAAUUACAUUGAAUGAAAAUUAACAUUUGUGGCUAUGGAAGGAUGCCAAUCUUCACAUUGCAAUACUAUAUAUGUAUGUAGUUCU
Messenger RNA from Vitis riparia (riverbank grape), 1102 nucleotides. RefSeq lists its product as uncharacterized. The transcript has a single exon. Lineage: Eukaryota; Viridiplantae; Streptophyta; Magnoliopsida; Vitales; Vitaceae. The record is from RefSeq and is a predicted model, not a curated record. The coding region runs from base 255 to 836 and encodes 193 amino acids.